GUCAUCCCGUUGACUGUGACGUUGCUCCAUGUUCCCUCCACUAGUCCGUUGCUCCUAAGGGAAAAGCAGCGAUUCGACAGGGAUUUAUCCAGAUCAGAAAUGGCCCUCACACAGGUGUCCUCCAGUAAGUGUGCUGGUGGCUUCCAGAAGGUUUUUGAACAUGACAGCACCGAGCUGAAAUGUAAGAUGAAGUUUGCCGUCUACCUGCCCCCCAAGGCAGAAACAGACAAAUGUCCCGUCAUGUACUGGCUCUCAGGUCUGACGUGUACGGAGCAGAACUUCAUCACCAAAGCUGGCAGUCAGCUGGCUGCUGCAGAACAUGGGAUCAUCAUUGUGGCUCCAGAUACCAGCCCACGUGGCUGCAGCAUCGAGGGUGAAGAUGAGAGCUGGGAUUUUGGUACAGGAGCUGGUUUCUAUGUGGACGCCCUGCAGGACCCCUGGAAGGGAAACUAUCGUAUGUAUUCAUACGUCAGCGAGGAGCUCCCACAGCUCAUCAAUGCCAACUUCCCCACUGAUCCAGAGAGGAUGUCUGUUUGUGGGCACUCGAUGGGGGGCCACGGAGCUCUAAUCUGUGCCCUGAAGAAUCCUGGGAAGUACAAGGCUGUGUCAGCGUUUGCCCCCAUCUGUAACCCCAUGCAGUGUCCGUGGGGUCAGAAAGCCUUCUCAGGUUACCUGGGCCCUGACCGCUCCACCUGGGAGGCAUACGAUGCAACCGUGUUGGCCGCUUCCUACUCCGGCCCUCAGCUCGACAUCCUGAUCGAUCAGGGUCGCGAUGAUCAGUUCCUGUCCGCCAGCCAGCUGCUGCCUGAUAACCUGAUCGCUGUCUGCUCAGAGAAGAAAAUCCCUGUUGUCUUCAGACUGCAGCCGGGCUACGAUCACAGCUACUUCUUCAUCUACUCCUUCAUAAAUGACCACAUCAAACAUCAUGCCAAGUACCUGAACGCCUGAGCUGCUGAUGACCCACUUCCUGAAGAGCUGGGAACAGCUGGAGGUUAAAUGACGUAGCUAACUUAAGUGUAGCUGAGGUUUGGUGCCUUCAUCACGUGCUCCCGCGACCCGGCUGGGAAAGUGGUCGGUGAGCUGGGCUCGACGGGAGAGAAUAAAAUCAGUUACUUCGCC
Nothobranchius furzeri (turquoise killifish) is the source of this 1119-nucleotide messenger RNA. It is a transcript of the gene esd, whose product is annotated as esterase D/formylglutathione hydrolase. The record is from RefSeq and is a predicted model, not a curated record. NCBI's taxonomy places the organism in Eukaryota, Metazoa, Chordata, Actinopteri, Cyprinodontiformes, Nothobranchiidae. Gene Ontology annotation, biological process: formaldehyde catabolic process. Gene Ontology annotation, cellular component: cytosol. Gene Ontology annotation, molecular function: S-formylglutathione hydrolase activity.